Platichthys flesus (European flounder) is the source of this 1163-nucleotide messenger RNA. RefSeq lists its product as uncharacterized. The coding region runs from base 88 to 915 and encodes 275 amino acids. The record is from RefSeq and is a predicted model, not a curated record. NCBI's taxonomy places the organism in Eukaryota, Metazoa, Chordata, Actinopteri, Pleuronectiformes, Pleuronectidae. The transcript is spliced from 4 exons.
UCCACGCAGGACAGGAGCUCCGAACCCUCGGUUUCAUUCCAGAAAAGUUCCUUCAUUACUUCUGUAGGACGAGAGCUCACUGUAAACAUGGUUGAUAGAAGCAUUGCACUGGAGGCUCUGGGAGCACUCUGCAACGGCAACGUGACGUCUGUCCAGCAACAAGCAUCACCAGCUGGUUUGUCCAGAAGUAAACUUCAAGUGGGACCACAGCAGAAUCUGUCCAUCAAGCUUCUCAUCCCGACUGUCGUUGAUGGAGAUGAACACUCCGAAGUGUCAAGAUCCUGCUUCAACUCCAUCAAGUUCAUCCUGGACGGCAGUGGUGGAUCUGACUUUCCCGAACUGGACGAGGCGGUUGUUAUGAUCCAAAAGAAUCUCAUAAUGGAUGAGGAUGAAUUCUUUGCCCCACAGUAUGACUAUGAUUUCAAAAACCUGACUGAGACUGAGACCUAUUGGAGAGGUGGAGAGAAGUAUGAGCGUCCAUGUGGUUGGUACCGAUUUGGACUCAAGGUGCUGGACAAGUAUGCUGGGACUACCUGGCUGGGAACCACGUACCGUGGCACUCAGUCAAGCCCAGGGGAGUGGCCUGUGUCUUACCACGGGACAUCAAAGACUGGUGCCGAAGGCAUCAUUGGAGAUCACUACAAGCCAGGACCAGGGCAGGCCUAUGGCAGGGGGAUUUACUCCACACCGGACAUAAGUGAGGCGAACCGCUACGCCAAAACGUUCACCUCCAGCAAGAAUGGCAAGACGUACAAAGUGGUUCUGCAGAAUCGAAUCAACCCUGAGUACAGAAAGAAGUACGUUAACAACCUCUACUGGCUGGUUCCCAUCCCAAAGGGAAAUUCAGAAGAUGAAGAGCAGGAGAUGGUAGAGAGGGCCAUCCGUCCUUAUGGCCUUCUGCUGAAAGAGGUCUAACAGAGGAAGAUCUCUCUCUCUCUCUUUCUCUCUCUCUCGCUCUCUCUCUCUCUCUCUCACACACACACAAAAACACACACACACACUCACACACACACAUCUGGCCAGCUGUGGAGCUUUGAAACAAUUCCUGUCUUUUUAUUGUAAUACGAACAAAGUACUCCGUUGCUGUCAAAUGUGAUUUACAUAUCAAGAUGAAUAUGGAAAAAUAAUAUCUUAUCUGUAUGUGUACUUUAUAGACGGAUGCA